AGCUCUGCGCUCCUCCAAUGCCACGUCGUGCAGCUCUGGCACGCUGCUGGUUUGUAGCAAUUCUAGAUCGGCACGUGCGACAAUGGGCGAACGAUUGGCGACCCGUGGCGCCCAGGAACUCGUCACUCGGCAUCUGCUGUUGGCAGGCAGUGCAUGUCUUGUCGGCGAUGUCUAUCCUGCUUUCGGGUUGGCGAGCUCGAGUCCUAGAGCGCUGCUUGUUCCUGGCCGUUCGCGAUCGGCAUGCGCGACAGUUCUCGAGAUGUUGACGUCCAGUCGCACUCAGAAAUUCUUCAAGGGGUUUCUGCUGGCUACAGAGCGCGCAUCUCCUCAAAACUACUGAACUACUCUGUUGAUCCAUGGAUGCUGCGGCGCAGGGUCUCACAGACAGACUAUGGCCUUCAAAGCCGAAAAGAAAAGGGAGAGAAAGAGUCGGAG
Messenger RNA from Protomyces lactucae-debilis, 435 nucleotides. RefSeq lists its product as uncharacterized. Bases 83 to 340 code for a protein of 85 amino acids. Lineage: Eukaryota; Fungi; Ascomycota; Taphrinomycetes; Taphrinales; Protomycetaceae. The record is from RefSeq and is a predicted model, not a curated record. The transcript is spliced from 5 exons.